GGGCUUGUCAAGCUCCAUCGAUCAGCUGUUUCUUCUGCACCGAGGUUUUCUUUCUACCUGUCCCUCUUGUUCCAGUUCGGGAGAUGCAGGCCAUCAAAUGCGUGGUAGUGGGAGACGGGGCUGUUGGAAAAACAUGCCUCCUAAUUAGUUAUACAACCAACGCUUUCCCUGGAGAAUAUAUCCCAACUGUGUUUGACAAUUAUUCUGCCAAUGUAAUGGUUGACGGGAAACCAGUAAAUUUGGGACUCUGGGACACAGCCGGCCAGGAGGAUUAUGACAGACUACGACCCCUUUCCUACCCCCAAACGGACGUGUUUCUGAUCUGCUUCUCUCUCGUCAGUCCUGCAUCAUUUGAGAAUGUCAGAGCAAAGUGGUACCCAGAAGUGCGGCAUCAUUGUCCUAACACACCCAUCAUUUUGGUGGGUACGAAACUGGAUCUACGAGAUGACAAGGACACAAUUGAGAGGCUGAGGGACAAGAGACUGUCACCAAUCACAUACCCACAAGGUUUGGCAAUGGCCCGGGAAAUAGGUUCUGUCAAAUACUUAGAAUGUUCUGCACUGACCCAGCGUGGCCUGAAGACAGUCUUUGAUGAAGCUAUACGUGCUGUGUUGUGCCCCCCACCUGUUAAGAGGGCUGGGAAGAAAUGUACUGUUUUCUGAUUUCUGCUAACGUUCAGACUGGACCAAACUCCUGCCACUUUUUUUCCAAAGAAGUGAAUCCCUGCCAGUUUGGAUCAUGGGACCGGAGACUUCCAGAUGUUUUCUGUGGCUUAGUGUUUUGUGAAUGUACUGAGCAUGGGGUGGGAGGGGAGGGUGGUACAGUGAGAUGUUCUGGCCUGCACUGAUAAGUUCACUUCUACAGGGAGGAGCAUUGUCAACAUUGGGCACCCACUCAGCCAGGUGAUCUGGUACAACUAAGCCCUAGGUGGAAACAUCAAUGGUAUCCUUAGCAAGGAUGUACGUGGAUCGUCUGAAAUUGACAUGGACGUUACGGUGUAAGGAAGCGGAACAUAGUCUGCAUGGGCCCGGGUGCAUUAAAUAAUCACUGCCCUGCUAAUAUUUCUGUUGCAUGGGGAAAGAGGGAAACUGUCCAACUUUCUUGUUCUGUGUUCAGGUUACAAGAAUUCUGUAGUAAAAGUUUUGAAUAUGUAA
Xenopus tropicalis (tropical clawed frog) is the source of this 1154-nucleotide messenger RNA. RefSeq names its product Rac family small GTPase 3 (gene rac3). Bases 84 to 662 code for a protein of 192 amino acids. Gene Ontology annotation, molecular function: GTP binding; G protein activity; GTPase activity. The record is from RefSeq and is marked provisional. The transcript has 6 exons. NCBI's taxonomy places the organism in Eukaryota, Metazoa, Chordata, Amphibia, Anura, Pipidae.